GGGCCGGGAGGAGGUCGCCCGCCAGCGCAGGUCCAGCCUGUGCGCGCCCCGCUGUUUCCAUAGGAACCGCGGCCGCGCCGGGGCCCCCCUGCGGAGUCCUCCGUAGGAGCAUGCCCAGUGGAAGCCGCUAGUUUGGCUCAGGUCUGGGUUUCCAGUAAGUGGCGUGCGGGACUCCGGAGAAAUCGCAAUGAGCUGAACCGAGAGUCUUUGUGUGCAGUGGGCGGCGGCGGCCGCCUGGUCUGGAGACCCGCCCGGGAGCCCGGGAGCCCGGCAGCAACCAUGCUGGCGUGCCUGGCCCGGGGGAACUUGCUGGACGUCCUGCAGGAGGGCUUCACCGAGCAGCAGCUGCAGGCCUAUGUGGCCUGGGUGAACGCGCAGCUGAAGAAGAGGCCCGCGGUGAAGCCAGUGCAGGACCUGCGACAGGACCUUCGCGAUGGGGUGAUCCUGGCUUAUCUCAUCGAGAUUGUGGCAGGAGAAAAGUUGAGUGGGGUACAACUGAACCCUAGAAACCAGCAGGAGAUGAAGAAUAACGUGGAGAAGGUGCUACAGUUUGUGGCCUCCAAAAAGAUUCGAAUGCACCAGACCUCAGCUAAAGAUAUUGUGGAAGGAAACCUGAAGUCUAUCAUGAGGCUGGUCCUUGCCUUGGCAGCUCACUUCAAACCCGGCUCUAGCAGGACAGUAAGCCAAGGACGGGACAUCAGAGCUCCUCUGCAGAGUCACCAGCCACACUGUGCCACUGCUGUGGCCCAGGGAGCAGCUGCUGCUCUGGCCGAUGUGUGUCGUGACAUGUCACGGUCAGGACGGGAUGUCUUUCGAUUCAGACAGAGGAACAGCAGCAUGGACGAGGAGAUCGAGAAUCCGUACUGGAGCGUGCGAGCUCUGGUGCAGCAGUACGAAGGGCAGCAGAGGUCUCCGUCUGAGUCCAGCUGCUCCAGCCUGACUUCACCCAGUCCUAUCCACAGUGCCAAGAGUGAAUCCAUUAUCACCCAGUCAGAGGAGAAGGCAGACUUUGUGAUUAUUCCCUCUGAAGGAAUAGAGAACAGGACAGAGACAGACUCCCCAUUAUCCAGAGACUGGCCACCAGGUAGCCCCGCAACCUGUCUGGAGGCUUCAUGGGAAGAACAGCUGUUGGAACAACAAGAACAUUUAGAAAAAGAAAUGGAGGAAGCCAAGAAAAUGAUAUCAGGAUUACAGGCCUUACUGCUCAAUGGGUCCUUACCUGAAGAUGAACAGGAGAGGCCCUUGGCGCGCUGUGAACCAGGGGUCAGUCCCGAGGAACAACUGAUUAUAAUCCAAAGUCGUCUGGAUCAGAGUGUGGAGGAGAAUCAGGACCUAAAGAAGGACUUGCUGAAAUGUAAACAAGAAGCCAGAAACUUACAGGGGAUAAAGGAUGCCUUGCAGCAGAGGUUGACUCAGCAGGACACAUCUGUUCUUCAGCUCAAACAAGAACUACUGCGGGCAAAUAUGGACAAAGAUGAGCUGCACAACCAGAAUGUGGAUCUGCAGAGGAAGCUGGAUGAGAGGAACCGGCUCUUGGGAGAAUACAAAAAAGAGCUGGGGCAGAAGGACCGCCUCCUCCAGCACCACCAGGCCAAGCUGGAGGAAGCACUCCGGAAACUCUCCGAGGCCAGUUACCAGCAGGUGGAUCUAGAGCGGGAGCUGGAGCACAAAGAUGUCCUUUUGGCUCACUGUAUGAAGAGAGAGGCAGAUGAGGUGGCCAACUACACCAGUCACAACUCUCAAAGCAAUGGUUUUCUCCCUCCAGUGGCAGGGAAAGGAGCUGCUUCAAUCACGCCCAGAGGGACCAGUGACCUGCAGCUUGUUCGCGACGCCCUCCGCAGCCUGCGCAACAGCUUCAGUGGCCACGACCCUCAGCACCACACCAUCGACAGCCUGGAGCAGGGCAUCUCCAGUCUCAUGGAGCGCCUGCAUGUCAUGGAGACCCAGAAGAAGCAAGAAAGAAGGGUUCGGGUCAAGUCACCCAGAACUCAAACAAGUAGUGAAUACCGGGAGUCCUGGCCCCCUAAUUCCAAGUUGCCUCACUCACAGAGCUCACCUACUGUCAGCAGCACCUGCACGAAAGUGCUCUAUUUCACUGACCGGUCACUUACACCCUUCAUGGUCAAUAUACCAAAGAGGUUGGGGGAGGUGACACUGAAGGAUUUUAAAGCAGCUAUUGACCGAGAAGGGAACCACCGGUACCAUUUCAAAGCGCUGGAUCCUGAGUUUGGCACUGUCAAAGAGGAGGUUUUCCAUGAUGAUGAUGCCAUCCCUGGAUGGGAAGGGAAAAUUGUAGCCUGGGUGGAAGAAGACCAUGGAGAGAAUUAAUGCUGAGUAUUAGAUUGGGGCUUGUAGAACUUGGCACUCCCUGGCUGCUUCACUCAGGAAAGAGAACUAAAACUAGAAUACCCUAAGAAGUUUCUAGUGUGUGCUGCCAAAAUAGAAGCUUCUCCAAGUGUGACAACCACAGGCCAGUCCUGUUUCUGUGCCUGGCAAAUGUGGUACUUAAAAUCUCUGCCCAAAUGUGGACCGUGAAUUCAUCUGGAGUUCCUUGUCUGUGGGAACACGAUGUUUUAUUCCACUCUGAGGACAACAAACCGAAGGCCUUAACCAAAAAGAAUGGAUGAUCUUGCUCUUGUAGGGGCAUGGCUGCUAUUAUCUGGAAUUUGGGAAUGGAUGCAUCACUCCGCUGUGUUACAGUGUUAUUUUAAUUGGCCUCAGUGGUUGCAGCAAUCAGAGUCCCAGCAAUUGUACUCACAGACAAGGCAUAGGUACCAGCUAUUUUGCUUCUUUGAAGUUACUACAAACCAAGAAUAACUCGUGGGGUGGUACCAAAGACGAAAGCCCUCUUCAGGAAUCUUUUGUACAGGACAUGGAUGGUGCUGACUUGGUUGGAUGGAUACAAGGCUGCCCAUAUUGUGCUAUACUGUGCUAAAACCGUCAUUAAGUAAGACCUUGAGCUGCCUCUUGUGUCUUAACUGGUUCUGCAACUUGUCCUUUAGCCCACAGGGCAUAGUCCAUGUACUGCUAGUUUUCUCUGGGGACUCUUCAACUUUAGAGCCACUUUUUUUUUCAUUCCAACCGAUGAGUUUUGUAUUUGAAAGGAGUAAGGAGUGAAAAUCUCCUUAAAAAUCCAGGCGGGUAUGGAAAGGUGCUGCUACCCAUAUCUUCUUGACUUUCUUUCUCUCAUGACUUCUUUAGCUCAUGGCAUCUCCUUUGCAGUCAAAAGGAGAAACCAUUAAUUUCAGUAUUUGUGGUUUAUGAAGUAUUGAGCAUGAGUUACUGGCCUGCCCCUCUUCAGUUCAAGGCCAGAGUUAUUUUGUUAUAUAUUUAGUCUAGGCUGAUCAUGUAGGGCACAAUAGAACCAUGGGGCAUGGAGCAUGAGUUGUAAAUGGCAGGGUUGAUUCUGGGUGGAAAAACCUAGAAAUCUUUCUCAUGUGCAACACUGUCAAGUGUAGAAGCUAAAAGAAAAUAGUUAAAUUUCUAGGGAUUACUUAAUAACUUGGGUUUUCUCAUUCAUUCAAGUAUUGUCAACCAGUCAGCCAUUUUAUAUAUAUAGAUAAAUUUUUGCCCUCAAAAGCAGUCUGCCUAUGACCACCAAUGUACACUGCCAACCAGAAAACUCGGACAGAUCAGUUCUGGGUUCCUGAACUGUCUGUCUCUAGUUCAUCUCCCCCUCUCAGCCAUUUCAACAGACUACUUGUUGGAGCUCUGAGAUGACAUUUUAUUGUUUUAUAUAGACCUGUCUUUUUUAAAUUGUUCAUGAUUGGAGAAUUCUUUUGUACUCAUUUGAUUUCUGUCUGAGAACCAUGUCUAUUUUUAUAACUUGAGUGUGAGUCCUGUAUAUUCUCACAUUCUGUAUACUGUAUCCAUUUUCUGGAGAACCCAGUAGCUUUUAUAUGGGCUCUUCAUAUCAGCCCUUGUGGUUUCAGAAUAAGCUUUAUUUUAUUACAUGCAUACUAAUGAUAACUAACUCCUGUUCCAGUUCUACCUAUCAUUUAAUUGUGGAGAUAGUUUAACAUAAUCUAUUUGACUGCUCUUCUAACAGACAGGAAAAAGACACCUGAUGUCUUCAUGUAAGUUUACCUGGUCUUCUCCUAUUGAAGAAUGACUUCUCAUCAGAAAUGACUGAAAGUUUGGGAAAGUCAGUUAAAAGCAAGAAUAAUUCAUUAUGAAUGCAAACAGAAUAAAACAAUGUAUUCUGUUUUUUUUCCCCAGGAAAUCUGGAGAAAAGUCCUCCUGUCACUAAUUUGUCUGUUGCAUGAAUUUUAGUGUUUGCUAUAAGACAGCAUGAGGGUUAUCAGGCCAAAAUUCAUUAUUGUAUUUCCAGUACAAUUUAUCUUGAGUGUCUGUCUCUUAUAUCAGUUUGUAAUGUCAGUUUUCUUUUAGCAAACAUUCUUACCAUCAUGUCGAAUUUACCUUUUCAGAGAAAAUUAAAUCAGAGAAAGUUUUCAAAGUCCUCUACCUUGUCUUUUAUCUCCAUGUCCUUUGGUAAAGGACCCGCAUGGCCUUAGCACUGCCGUAGAAAGCUAAAGUUGUGUUCAGAGAAGAAAAUGAGAUACUUUUUUUCCUUUAGUUCAUUAAUCUCAUAUUACAGGAUGUUAUUCCAGUAAUUCUUGUGUAAAAUGUGUUGGUAAUCUUCAUUCCAGUUUCUAAAGACAGAGAGACCUCCUGAAAGAAGUGUGCAUCGAUUUGUUCUGGUUUGAACAGUCUCCUCUUGGAUACACUGUGACUGUAGAGGCCUCCGGACUUAGAGUAUUCUCCCCAGUGGCUUUUGUGUGGGACAGUCCUUCCUGCUACUGCUGAAGUUCUCUUUCUUCGAGAAAAUGAAGGAACUAGAAUGUUUAGAGUUCAUAAAAUAAUCUCUAAACGCUAUUAGAUUUAAAAAAUGACCCUCUUAUAAAAACUAGUUUAGUAGUCCUGGCUGGUUUGGCUCAGUGGUUA
Molossus molossus (Pallas's mastiff bat) is the source of this 4944-nucleotide messenger RNA. It is a transcript of the gene DIXDC1, whose product is annotated as DIX domain containing 1. The transcript is spliced from 20 exons. Gene Ontology annotation, molecular function: protein binding. Gene Ontology annotation, biological process: canonical Wnt signaling pathway. Gene Ontology annotation, cellular component: cytosol. Lineage: Eukaryota; Metazoa; Chordata; Mammalia; Chiroptera; Molossidae. Bases 280 to 2328 code for a protein of 682 amino acids. The record is from RefSeq and is a predicted model, not a curated record.